GCGGUAGACAGCAUCAUCGUCAGCGACAGCAUUUGAGGAGGUGGUGGUUGAUUUUCGAACGCUGUGGUUACGGACAGACGGACGCAAUGUUGUAAUGUCUGUUGUAUUUCAUUGUUCAAGAAUAGGCUGCUAUGAACGUAAUAUCUGCCAUUCUGUGGACACUAAGCAGCGUGACCGAUGGCUGCAUUGCUGCUGUGUGCUUACUUCUACGCGUCAACGAACUUAUUGGAAGUAUUAUUCUUGGUUCCUGCUUUUAUGCAACGACCGUGCUUCGUUAUUUCGGGAAAUGCUUGUGCCAAGCUUACACAGAACUUACCUUCUUCUGUCAGGACAUCGUCUCGUUUGUCAGUUUCAUCGUAAACGUAACUGACGCACUAGUCCAUGGCAGUGUAGACUGCAUUAUCAAGACUUCAUCUGCACUGGUUCGUUUAGGAGCUUUUCUGAAAACAAGUUUUGUGAACGGAUACUACGGAGUGGUCUCAACAGCAUCUGUAGUUGUGUCGUCAUGCUACAGCUUCCUGGCGCUUCUGCUGAAUUCAGCAGUACUGUUGUUGCAAAUGCUGCCGUACAUUGCAGUUCAGGUUGGGCGUUAUGCGCUCUGCGUUGUAUCUGGGAUCGCAAAGUUCAUUUUGACCUGUGUUAUGGCGGCAGUUGACUCCGUACUGAGUGCGAUCGUCACUACGGCUUGUGUGCUGUCGCAGUUUCUUUUCGGACAGCCGGGAGACGUGUACACCGGAUUAGUAAUCCUGCUCCUGACAGCGGUCAUGUUGAAGAUUGCUGUUCGUGCAAGAGCUCAUCGAACCGUGUGGAGACGUGUCUUGCGUCUUUUCAACACCAUCACAUAUUGGAAGCGGCGGCGGCAGCCCGGUGGAAGGAGGGGAAGUCCAUCGCCUCCUCCAUUUACGAUGACUUUGCGACGAACCACUGCACUACGCAGGGACAGAAUGAAUCGCCUCGAGCAAGAACUUGAACAGGAACGAGAAAAACAGCUCUGUGUUGUCUGCCUAAGUGAGGCACGUUCUGUUAUCCUUAUGCCUUGUCGUCAUUUUGCCCUGUGUACCCAAUGCCUUGGAACACUGUUUCAGCAGCAGCGACAGACAUGUCCGAUGUGUCGACAGACUAUUUAUGAAGCAAUUCCUGUGUAUGCUUGAACAUUUUCAAGAGCUGACUCAUUUCCUUGCAAGUACAAAAAGUUUCACAAAACGGAUUUUUUUUUUUAAUGCAUCAUGCCUUUUUUUGCAUCAUGCCUUUUGUGUGCAUGCAUCAAGGUUUCAGAGCAUGUACACAUUUUGUGCACUGUGGUGCAUACCCCACAAUGUAAAUAGCGAGAGGAACAUUAUCAUGUUUGAUGUAUACAGGCUUCUCAGUUGGCCUUUGUGUGACCAGGAUGCAGUAGAACCAUGUUGUAGAAACUUUGCUCAAGCCAAGCAGGUUGCUCCAGUAUUGAAUAAAACUUUUGUUAAUUAGUUUGGCCAUUAAUGGCAUGAACAUAGCUUAACCAGUAUGGGUCAGCUUUGUUCAUCCAUGCUGGUGAAUUUGGAACCGUGGAAGUAUGCUCUGGUUUCCAUUAAACAUUGCCCAGAAAAAUGCUGUAAUGUAUCAUUUGUCUGUGUCGCUUGGUUAUCAAACUGUCUUUGCUUUUAUGGGUUAUAUUUCUUUUGCUUGUGUUUGCUGUAAUGCGCUUUUUUUUUGUUUUCGUUGUUAACUGCAUUGCGUCCAAUUUUAAAAUAUUUUGGAAUAGAAAGCAUGAAAAUUAAGUGCAUACAGUAAAGUACCAUUUUAACGAACAUCAUUUAAACGAACUAUUCAACUGUACGAACUUCUUUAAAUCCCCCACCGAAGCGCCAUUGUACCCGAUGCAAAUGCCGUUCAGUUUAAUGAAAUUCAGUGCAGUGCGCAUUUCAGUUCUACCAACAUAUUCUGCGGCAUCAUCCUAUGUCUCCCAGGUCAUAUUGAUCACUUCAAGUACAACGCACACUUUUGUAGCAUAUUUUUACGUUGUGAACCGCAAUUCAUAAUCGCGAUACGAAUAAUGCGCCCUAUUUUAACUUUGAACUGAAUAGGCCAAGCUUCCUUGGAUUGGCUACCUAGAUAAGCUCGUAGCCAGCCAAAGCCAUAACCACAGCUACAGCUUUAGCCCUGGAAUCGCAAAGAAAAGACAUUCGCGUGCUGGUUAAUCAUGAGCGCCAUACAAAAGCGCCUGUCUUUUAGACAAAAAAACAGGAUGUUUUGCAUAGGCUUGACUCUGGACAAAAGGAUCAUCAAUGUAAAAAACAUUUCUUGCAGCUGCGCUUGGCACCUGGCUUCUAUCUCAUGCCAGUGUACAAUUUAUGUCAAGAUUUUGAUGGAAGCUUGUCAUAACCUUGAUGAGAAAAGCGAUAAAAAGGAUGCCAACCACAGAAAAAAAUUACACUUUUCGGCUACCCUGACUCUCGUCAGCUCCAAUUGGGUAGCCAAACGUCUUUCUUUCAUUUUCUUGUGUGGGCAGGUUUUUUUUUACUUAUUAUCAGAGUACGUUUGCUAUCACACUUGCUUGCCUGUUUCCAUCGUAGGACUGCACGGUAAUCACUACAAAUAUAAAAAUUAUAAUUAAUAAAAAUUUUCCACUGUUUUCACCAAACUGCCUGUAGGGUUGGUCACGCAGGAUGGUAAACAUUCCACUACAUUUAGAAAAUAGGUACCAUAUAAAGAUUAGUUGUCAUUCCCUUUAAACAAAUGAAGCAUGGAUAAGGAUGUUCGUUGUUGAACUGGGGGACACUUGUUCUCUGGUAUGGUGUGCAAAGUAUUAUUUUGGUGUACAAAGUCCGAGUAUUGCAUUGAAAAUCACUGCCAUUUUACGUAAAUCUAUGUACUGGCCAUGCAAGAGUGCAUAGGCUUCAAUAAAGUGUCUGUCCAGAAAAGUGAGCCCCACUCUUCACGGACAUUGUUCCUGCAGGACUUCACAUACCAAAGCUUUAUAUGUUAAUUGCAGCAAAUUCAUUACUUUUUUUAUACUGUACCUGAAACAAUUUAUUAUGGUGAUGUUUUAUUUGGUCGUCUCCAAAACACUUUGCCCGCCGUGGGGGCUUAGUUGCUUUGGUGUUGCGCUGCUAAACCCAAGAGUGCGGAAUCAAAUCUCGGCCGAAUUUCAAUGGGGGUGAAAUGCAAAAACGCCUGUGUACCGUGCAUUGGGUGCACAUUAAAGAACCCUAGGUGGUCAAAGUUAAUCCAGAGUCCCGCACUACAGCAUGGCUCAUAUACAUAUCAUGGUUUUGGAAUGUAAAAUCCCAGAAUUUAAUUUUUUAAACACCUUGAGCGCAUUGUUUCUUCUUUUCUUUAAAUUAAUUUUGGUAAAGAAAUAUUUCAUGAAUGGUGUCUUCCACCAACUUCCUGUGCAACAUCUACAGGGUGUCCCAGCUAUCACGCAGCACGAUGUUAAAAAAGAGGAACGGUGUUACGCUAAACAAACCUACUAGUGCGUAUUGUUUCCAGUGCAGUGGAGUAGCCUCCAGUAAUUUUUUGGUUACUGAUAUUUAAUUAGCUAAUUGUAAUUAAUUAUCUAACUCGAGAAGUACUGUCCUAAUUGUCAAAGUGUCUAUGAGAAAAUUGUAGAGCAACAUGAAAAACUCCCAAUACAGCUUUCUGUUGCUCAGUACAUGCUACAUAAGUGUUUUUCCGAGCGUGAAAGGAGCCCGCAAAUACACGCAAAGUGCCUCGAGCGACCAGUCGCGCGGCUAUUCUGCGUGUAUUCGCGGGCUUCUUUCACACUCGGAAAAACACUUAUGUAGCACGUACUGAGCAACAGAAAGCUGUAUUGGGAGUUUUUCAUGUCCCCAAUGCACGGUACAUAGGUGUUAUUGCAUUUCACCCCCAUCGAAAUGAUAAUUUUAUUUCAUAGUUUUCACGGUUCAUUAUGUCUGAUCUUGUGUUUGGUCUUUAAUAGGGAAGUAUCUUCUUUUAGUUGGGUCAGGUCUCAAGUGAGGUCUCCUUUAGUUUACUGCUAGCGCACAUCAAAAUUAUGGUGUGCUUGUAGAGGUGGCCUGAACAGGCUGAAAAGGUUUCUACAUUCAAAAUAUUUCUCAAAAGCUUUCUGCAUUCACUUGGUUUGAUUCCCAAAUCAAGUGCACAUACAUUUUGAUUAUUAUUAGGACUGUGUUUUAGGGAAGGUGAGAAGAGCUGUCAAAAUCAUGCACUUGCUUUUUAAUAAUGGGUUAUGCUAUUUAUUAAAGUUUUUUUACUGCUUAUCACUGUGGUUACAACGAAAAUUAUGGUGUGUGAGGAGAGUCAGCGUAAGGCAAACUGCCAUAGUGAAGUCUGUAUCAAGUGGCAUGUGUAUGUGUGCAGACCAGAAAUUUUUGUUGAAAAGUUGUGUAAAAAGACUUUGUGCUAACUU
Messenger RNA from Dermacentor silvarum, 4372 nucleotides. RefSeq names its product E3 ubiquitin-protein ligase RNF26-like. The transcript has a single exon. Gene Ontology annotation, molecular function: ubiquitin protein ligase activity. Bases 132 to 1151 code for a protein of 339 amino acids. Gene Ontology annotation, biological process: ubiquitin-dependent protein catabolic process; protein ubiquitination. The record is from RefSeq and is a predicted model, not a curated record. NCBI's taxonomy places the organism in Eukaryota, Metazoa, Arthropoda, Arachnida, Ixodida, Ixodidae.